AUGUCGAAUUCUAAUUUGGAACCGAUGCCAUUUAGAAGGUCAUUCGGAGGACCAGGCACGAACAGUUCAGGCAGUCGCACUUUGGCUGAGCUGGCAGCGGCCGUAGCCGCUCCAACGGAUGAAGACGCCUUUGUAGAUGUGUCAGGUCUUGCGAAAGUGAGACAGAUUGUUACGGGGGCAUGCCGCAAGUGUGGAUAUCCUGGUCACCUUCCAUUCCAGUGUCGAAAUUUCAUUCAACUAAAACCUGGCCAAUCAACUGUGAUUGAUGUGAGCUCAACCAGCAGCGAAAGCGAGACAGAAACUCCCCUUGGUAGAGCAUUUUAUAUUAUAUCUAAAUCUGUGGUUUUCAGUUCUGACUCUGAAGACGAUCGUCAUAGAAGGAAAAAAUCUAAAAAGAGGAAGAGGCACUCGAGCAGUUCAUCGCAGGAUGAUGAGAAGCCGAAGAAGAAAAAGAAGAAGCACUGA
Molecule: messenger RNA, 465 nt
Organism: Cooperia oncophora
Lineage: Eukaryota; Metazoa; Nematoda; Chromadorea; Rhabditida; Trichostrongylidae
Source: the annotation of a GenBank genome assembly